Molecule: messenger RNA, 2437 nt
Organism: Dendronephthya gigantea
Lineage: Eukaryota; Metazoa; Cnidaria; Anthozoa; Malacalcyonacea; Nephtheidae
Product: N-acetyl-beta-glucosaminyl-glycoprotein 4-beta-N-acetylgalactosaminyltransferase 1-like
Exons: 3
Coding region: 296-2245 (649 amino acids)
Cellular component (GO): Golgi cisterna membrane
Molecular function (GO): acetylgalactosaminyltransferase activity
Source: RefSeq, a predicted model, not a curated record
UCCGGCAACAAUGUUCUUAUUGAUAAAAAGUAUACGUCCAAGGCGUGUCUGGGAGUCUCUGUUACCUGUUUAUACCACUUGUCGACAAUGUGGAACCGGAUACGCCUAAUAUGUAUUCUAUUAACAUAAUAAAUUUGUAUACUGCCAUUGCCACGCAUCGGUACACGUCAAAAUAACGGCGUCUUAAAGAAUUUUACGAUUCUAAAUUAUAAGCAAAUUGAUUACAAUGUGUUCUGUUUGUAUCCGAAGUUAAAAAGCUAUGGCGCAGAUCUGCAAGUUUUGUCAAAACUGAACCAUGCGGUCUUUAAGAUGGCUUGGCAAGCGUGCUGGUAUCCUCUAUAUAUUUUCAUUGGGCAUUGCAGUUUAUAUUCUUUGCGUUUUUCUCUUUAAAUUGAGGGCUAUAAAAACAUCAAAAGUUGUAAAUAAGUACAAUUUGCUACAUUUUGUAAAAUCAAAUGUGCAUCAUGAGAAGAUUAACAUCGAUGAGUCUCAAAAAAACUUGAACAUUAGUGGCAUGUUAAAUGUCCACACUUGGGCACUUCCUUGUGAACUUAGUUUGCAAAAGUUUGUACAGAAUCCAUUGUUUCCAAUAUCCCCAAUUGCCCAGGCAUUUGUGGAUAGUUUGGAAUUGAAGUGGAUGGAACAGAAAAGCAAAGACGUGAAGAAAUUUGGACGAAGAAUAUUUGGUUACUUAUCUGUGCCUAGAACUGGAAAUUUCCAAUUUUCCAUGUCAUCAAGUUAUGAUGUUCAGGUGUGGUUGAGCACGGAUCAUCUUUGGCAAAAUGUUAAACUUCUUUGCAAAAGUGACAGUUAUUUUACAGACCAAAAUUUGGUUUCCAAGAAUGGAAACUCCUCAGGAGGAAAUUUCUCAUCUGAAAUUCACUUAAAACAAGCUAGAACUUACUUCAUAGAGAUUUUAAUGAUACAUGCUCUGCCAGAUACUUUUCACCUGAGGUGGAAAGUACCACAUUCUGAAAUCUUUGAAGAAAUUUCCAACAAAUUUUUAAACCCUUAUAUGGGAGAAUCUCUUGGAUUCAAGGAACUUAUAAAGGCAUUUCCUUUGACUUCAUCUACACAAAGUUACAUAAACAGCCAUCCAAAGCAAUCAAUUUUAUCCAGCACAAAAGUAUUUCAUUCUGGUGUUAAAUCACUUGAGUGGAAUGAUGUGAAUUUAGCAUUACCUAUGUGUCCCUAUAAGCCAGAUUAUACUGGGAAAAGAGUCUGGCAACAAUACUAUACUGUAGAGCAUUAUGUUAAUCCAUCGUAUGUGUAUCCUGAAUUAAAACAUGCAAAGAUCAAAGAUGGAAAGUGGGAUCCAUGGUUUCCUCUUCAUCAAAAAGAUGCGUUGGGUAUUGUUGAAAAAUAUCUGAAGCAUCUUGGAGAUGCAUAUCCUGGAAAAUAUAAGUUAAAAGAAAUGCUUAACAUAGAGAAGAAGCCAGAUUGGCAUAAAACCAAUCGGGAGUUUUACAAGGGAACAUUAAAACAUGGAGAUAGAUAUUUCUUGGAAUUAUUAUUGUGGGAUAACACAAGUAAAAAAGAAGUUAUCUUAUCAGAGUAUGUGUACGAACAUAAGAAGAACAAGGUGCUGUGUUACCCUGAAGGGAUGCAUUGGAAUAAAACCACACCUGUAUAUUUAUUGAUUUCUGCUCGAAAACAGACAGCAUGGGUGUGGCAUUUUAUAAAGAAUGUGGAACGACUUUACCAAAGCACUGGAGAUGAAAACCUCCAUGUAAUUGUUUAUGACUACAACAGUACAAAUAUUGAUAUUGAGGCUGCAUUUCAACAGAGCUCAUUCAAAAACUAUAAGGUUUUGUUGAACCCAGAUACGAAGUACUCCAGAACAUAUUCCUUGAACAGAGCAGCAGAUGCAGUGACCGAUCCAAAUGCAAUAGUUUUUACACUAGAUCUUCAUCUUGAAAUUCCGUUAUCAUUUGCUAACAAUGUCCGCAAGCAUUGCAUAAAAGGCAAAAUGGUGUACACACCCAUCAUCACAAGGUUAUCAUGUGGUGCCUCGCCAAGGUACGUUCAUGGAUCUUGGGAUCCCUGGGGUUAUGGUAUGUUUGGUGCAUACAAGUCAGAUUGGAGCCAUUUUGAUGGAUUUGACGAGGUGAAAUUUAAAACAAGGUGGGGUGGAGAAGACUGGGAUCUUGUGGAUCGAGCCUAUGCUGUAGGAUUGGAAUUUGAAAGAAUAAAAAUUGCAGAUUUUUAUCAUUAUGAUCAUUCCAAAGUUGGAUUAUGGACAUGAUAAUAUUUGUGAUUUUUAGUGUCUAAUAAUAUAUUUAGAAUUUCUGAAAUUAUUUAUUUAGCAUUUCUGAAACAAUUUACAAUGUACAUUUUUCACAUUUGUUAUAUGCACUUGCUUCAAAAAAAUUCAUUGUUAUAGGAAUUUUAUAUACACACAAAUUUGGAAUGUUUUUGAUAUGUAACAAAUUAACAU